UUAAAAAAAAACCAUAAAAUUUAAAAUUUGACUAAAACCUAUGGAAAAAAAAAAUAAUCGUUUGGUAUCUUUCUUCUUUUAUAAUUCUAAUUUAAGCUAUCAAAUAUUUUGUGGAAAUUCUUUAAAACAGAUUCAAAAAUAAAAUGGAUAGUAUUAAUUAAAAUCGCGUUUGCAAUAGAGCCCAUUAAACGGAAUACAAAAAAUCGAAAUAUAUGCUCAUAUCCUUCCGCCGUAACACUGAAUCGCAUCGUACUAUGCUUAAGGCAUUGUAUGUUUAGGUGUAAGCGAAAUAUAUUGAUAAAGAAACUCCUAAGAAGUUCUCUAUUGCUACAAAACCAAGAGGUUAUCAUCGAAGAAUCGCUAUCAAACAAUCCCAUAGCCGCUAAUAAAAUCGUGCCCGUAAACAGCUCUUCCUUCCAAAAUAGUCGCGUUAUGUUCGCGAAAACAAACCAACUUAUAACAUUCGCUCCCGCUUAUCCCGGGAACGAUGUCGCCAAAUUCGAUCCUCCGCGCGAUUUUCAAUCAUUGCCCCCUCCUUUAAUUCCGUCGAACCUUGUCUCGCGACGAUCCCGAGACGCGGAACAAAUUAAGACGGUUACGGAAAAUUUCUUGAGAACGCUCAGCGAUCUCGAAUUGGAAAUUUUAUGGCGCGCCGUGGAAACCGGAGGUAGGACGUUAGAACAGAAGGCGAGUUUCAACAUUGUCACCACCGAUGACGAUACCGCAUCAAGCAAAUGCCGCCAUUUGCAACAAACACCCUCGAGUACCACAUGUAUUACGAGACCCAAAAAAGAUAACCCUAACUCAACCGUAAAUACUACGAUGGAUACUUGUAACUCCGCGACAUGCGAUGAUAUCCUAUCCCCAGCGGUAUUUUGUUGUCUGCAUUGGCGAUGGCCAGACUUGCUUCCGGUCGAUCAGAUAAAUAGCUUACUAAGGAAUACAAGUGACCCCCCACCGAAUUCGAAAGAUUACCGAAAACGGAUUAAACCAACCCCAUUUUGUUCUUCUGCUUCGUAUUUAUACCGUAAUUACAAUCCUAUCCCCGGCAAAGAUUCUAAUAAUUCUACGGGGGAUCUAAAUUAUUCCGAAUCACAACCAAUUUGUAUAAAUCCUUAUCACUGGAGCAGGAAAUGCUAUAUAGAUUAUCCGCCUCCGCCUUAUCCACUCUAUACCCUAACCGAUUCCUCGAAAUCCAAUAAUAAAGCGUUAAAAUUCGACAAUGCAAAUAAUGACCUACCUCAAUUAACGUCACAUAACGAAUCAACUGAAACUGGCGGAACUCUUCAGGGGGUCGGCUCCGUAGUACCUCACCCGCUUCGCCGAAAAAAAGAAAAUACUUCGGCGCUUCAUCGCCUCGACAAAUUUGCCGAUAAUAUCUCUCCACCUCCUUGGUGUUCUUUAGCCCGUUGGGAAUUCAAGCAUUUUUCCGGUCCUCAAACACUUAAUUCUGAGCCCGUCGUUUUUUUACCCUCCCACAUCGGUUCGUCACAACCAGCUGAUUCAUUAGCCCUAGCCAUAGAGCAACGAUCACGCCGAACAAACGUUUAUUUGUUCAACCAAUCAACUCACGCCAUUUUUGCCGACGUUUCGCACACCCCGGGCCAACCAAUACGCCUUCCACCCGGCCAUUGUGCGCGGAUUUAUGAUUCGCGGCUUUGCAGGGUUAGCGAUCGGACGAAAUUUACGACGCUCGAUGGUGGCAAAGAAGAUAUCGAUAAUAACAAUAUUGCUUGUCCCAAGGAUAUGAUAGAUAUCUGUAAAACUACCCGUGAAAAUAAACGUGAUGAAGGUGUCAAAGUCUACAGUGAGGAUGGGAGUCGUUAUUCGGACGAUGGCGAUGAUAGGGAGGGCACGAGGGAGCAAGAAGAAAUGGGAAAUUUUGGGAAGGUCGAUGCCGGAGACGAUGAGAUAGAUAUUUCGGCAGCGGGAAAGAUACCAAAUGCAGAUGCCGGAAAUGGGUAUACGAUUAAAGGGGAGCGGGUGGAAGUUACAGAAAAAUUAAUGCUCCCUCAACAGGAGACGCUCCGAAAUGAACAGUUUCGACCUCACGCCGUUUUACGGGUCAGUCCCAUAAAAGGAUGGGGCCCGGGUUAUUCCCGAAGAUUCAUUGAAUCCUGCCCUGUAUGGUACGAGAUUACCCUUUUCUUAUAAUUUUUAAACAAAAACGCGAUGAAUCUUUCGGGAUAAAUCAAAUAAACGCCCUUUAAACACGAUAACUAUACGCUGAUUACAGAAAACUGCUCUAACUAUAUUAUAU
Gordionus sp. m RMFG-2023 is the source of this 2260-nucleotide messenger RNA. RefSeq lists its product as uncharacterized. Gene Ontology annotation, biological process: anatomical structure morphogenesis; regulation of transcription by RNA polymerase II; SMAD protein signal transduction. The record is from RefSeq and is a predicted model, not a curated record. Lineage: Eukaryota; Metazoa; Nematomorpha; Gordioida; Chordodea; Parachordodidae. Gene Ontology annotation, cellular component: heteromeric SMAD protein complex. Gene Ontology annotation, molecular function: I-SMAD binding; transcription regulator inhibitor activity. The transcript is spliced from 6 exons. The coding region runs from base 271 to 2154 and encodes 627 amino acids.